This is a messenger RNA of Stylophora pistillata, 4180 nucleotides long. RefSeq lists its product as uncharacterized. Lineage: Eukaryota; Metazoa; Cnidaria; Anthozoa; Scleractinia; Pocilloporidae. Gene Ontology annotation, biological process: signal transduction. The record is from RefSeq and is a predicted model, not a curated record. Gene Ontology annotation, molecular function: protein binding.
AGGUCUCUAUUACAACAGGGUCACCCUUAGCCUCAUUCCUGUUUAAAGGCUUGGCCACCAAGCCCACAUCUGUAAAAGGGACUACUUGUAGCGGAGGAAAGUUUAAUUUUAAUUUAAUUUUAAUUUAACAUAAUUUUUAUAGCGCUAACUCCACUAAUUGACCAAAGCCUAUAUCAAACUGUGUUAAGUCAGGUGCUAUUUAUUCUGUGAUCAUUAAACCUCGUCAAAGAUCUAGACAAAAAGUGCUAUAGAAAGAUUGUGUACUAAGCUUACAUGAAUUAGAAAUCAAUUAUCAAAAGCGCAAAUAGGUUGCAUUUUCCUCUACAAUUCCUUUUGUUGCUAAUUCCACAAGUGGGAUAAUAAGUUGGGGCAUCUUUCCCCUUUUGACAAGAACCUAUUCAAGCAGUGUUUGAUGCUUACCUGUUGCUAUGGAAUGAAUUUUAUAUAUUAUAUUUGCUCUAAUUAUCAGAAUCUAUAAAGCCUACAAAUUGCACAUUUAAUCAGUUAAAGUGGUUCAGCCUAGCGCUCGGGCUCGAGCGCGCCCGCAACGAAUGGGUGAGCGCAGAUGGCAUGCGUAGUGAAAGAUGCCUUAUUCGCGUUCCCAGAGGGUAAAGAAGGCUGUGAAUGACGUAGUCCAUAAAGAUGUGCUAUCGUUAGCAGCUUCCUAAUUUAAGUGACAAGAUUAAAGGACUCUACAGCGCCGAUUGACUAUGAACUCAUAGAAUGACUCAAAACGAGGAUUGCUGCUUUGUUUCUUUGGAUCCUCUUUACCCACUGACUGAGUCUGACAUACAUGAUCGACAGCUCCCCGAGGGGAUUGGAAUGAGAUGGAAAAACCUGGCUCGGAAACUGGGCUUGAGAGAAUCAUUCAUUGAAGUAAUUUAUAAUGAAAAUGACAGUUGCAACGACCGUUGCAUCAAACUUUUAGUGCGAUGGAUGGAAAAGGAAGGUCAUCAGGGAGCCACUGCUGGAAAACUAGCAACAGCAUUAAAAGCCAUCGGACUUCAAUCACUGGCUGACAGAUUAAUUGGUCCAAGCGGAAGAAGAACGAUAUUGAUCGAGAUUCAAGGGACGUUCAUCCUUAAAGAUGAAAACAAGACUGAGAUCAUCUUGGGGGUCGACAGUACUGAGAAGAGAUCAUUUUUUAUUUGGAAGAGUCCUGAUAAGGAAUUUAAAACAUCUGUCGAGGAACUGAAGAGCUACAUUGAUGCAACCUGCAAAAUCACCGCGCAGACGCCUGAAGUUGUUGAGAAAAUUUUCGGAACAUCACAUGAGAGCAAAACUCGUAAAGGUUCACUCACCAAAGAACAGAUUUCCACUCAGACGCCUGAACGUAUGGAAGAAAUCAUUGGAAGAUCAAUCGAAAAUAAAAGCCAGAAAGAAAUCUCUACCCAAACGCCCGAUACCUUGGAAGAAAUUAACGAAACAUCAGCUGAGAAAUGGCAGGAGGGUUCAUCAAUCAAAGUGCACACUUCGGCUCAGACCACUAAAGCUGAAGAAGAAUUCAGAACAUCCAAUGGAGAGAAACUGGAAGAAUCACCAACCACAGAGCAGAUUUCCAUGCAGACACCGGAAGUUAGGGAAGAAAACAUCGGAAGAUUAACCGAAGGCAAAGGCUUGAAAGAGAUUUCCACCCAGAGGCUUGAUACUCCAGAAGAAAUUAUUGGAAAAUCAGCUCAGAAAUGGAGGGAAGAUCCACCUAUCAAAGCGCAGAUUCUGCCACAGAAGUCUGAAGUUGGAGAAGAAUACAGAACAUAUUCUGAAACGAAAGUGGAAGAUUCAUCCGACACAGUGCCAAUUUCCUCUCCGACCUCCGAAGGUGAAGUUGAAACUAUCGGAAAAUCAGCUGGAUUUAAAAGGAAAAAUUCAUCCCACAAGGAACCUAUUUUCUCCCAGACUUCUGAGAUGGAAAAAGAAAUUAUUGGAACAUCAGUUGAAAAGAAACGCCCAGAGGAUUCAUUGCUAACAGUUCAAAUUUGCACCCGUACGUCUAAAGUUGUUGAAGAAACUAUCAAAACACCAGCUGAAGAGAUGGAAGAGAUUUCCACUCAGGCGUCUGAAGUCGUGGAAGAAAACAGAGGAAAAGUUGAAGAGAAAGUGGAAAAUUCAUUAUCGAAAGUGCCAAAGAUGUCCGAGAAGCUCAGGGAUCUGCAGGAAAAGCUAUCAGUUGUAGAAAAAAAUCUAAAGAUACCCGAGCUAAGAGAAGAAACUUUCAAUGUUACGAAAAAGUUGGAUUUGAUCUCCAGACAUAACACGACCCUUCAGGAGCUGUACACACGAGUGACAGGCAUGAUGAGGGAAGCUUGCAAGUGCGAUGAGUCCCUGAAAGCGAAGUUUCACGAAUUUACGUACCGUACCUUACGAACUGUGCAUAAUAAUUUAAAAACAAGUGUUGCAGAUCUACAGUUGGAACAAGGGAAUAUGACAGCAGUAGAGAAAAAAAAACUGGACAUACUGAUUGUAUCCAGAAAAUGCAGAGAGAAGCAGAUAAUAUACCUGGACAAAAUGUUAAAGCGCCUUUUCUUUUCGGCAGAUGAACUGAAGAAAUCUCAAUCAUCACCAUGUGGGAAAGAAAAUAAGAAAAUCUCCGGUGAUUCCAAGAACCGAUCAAGGAAGCGCAAACCACAAAACAGAGCAGUUUGUGUCCUUUCAUCCUAAUGGAGGGCUGACAUUACACGAAAAGAGUAAAGGAGUAAAUGGGGAGUUUGAAAUGACCUAGGCAGUGAAAAGAGGCUGAGGAACAGCCAACUAAACUGUUAGUGGUCAUUCGACUAUUUAUUAACUUAACAGUAGUUUGGUUUGAUGGGUAAACAGUAUAUAAUUGUUACCAAAAUGUCUUCAGUUAGUUGAAGUGCCACCUCCGAUUCUUAGUCACCGUUUGUAAACUUUUACUACGAUUCAACUAAGUGAAAGUCACUGAUAAUAAGACCUGCGUAUUUGACAUGUGAGGAUUGUCCAACAGGUCUAACUAGGAGUUUGGAAUAAAUUUAAUGUGGGAUGUUCCGUCGAGACUGAGAUUCCAAAUAAGUUUUAUCAAUGAUAAGCAACAUACCUGAGUGAGGUUGUCAUUUCGAUUUGAUACAAGAGAAAAGAAAGUUUUGCUUUGGGUCUGACCCACUGAGACAAAUUGCUUUCUAGUAUUAAAACAAGAGGUGAAUGAAUCAUUUGCGAAACCCCUAGAACGUAGAUUAGUAAAAUCAAAAUAAAUGGGAUUUAGCAGUGGACAUUCCACGUAGUGGCUCUCCUUGUCCACUGUUACCAGGUCGAAUUGGAAUUUAGAAUGUUUGUUUUUUAAGAAAGAAGGAAAACCGGAUGACCCUCAGAAAAACCCUCAGAGCAAGGACGAGAAUUAACAACAAACUAAACCCACAUGUGAUACCAGGUCUGAAAAUCCAACCCGAGCCAUCGUGGAGGGAAUUAAGAAGCGAGCGCUAUCACGACCGCGCCAUCCCUACUCCUCUAAACCCUGUAUGAAACUAAGAGUGAUGUUCAACAAUGUGAUGGUGAGAAAACAUCACGAAUUUUUCGUGUUGAAAAUAGCUGUUUGGACUGUAUAUAUCAUAGGGAUAUAUUUCGUUACGAUAUUAAAAGGUUUUUGGUAAAAAAUGUGCCAUUUAUCUAGAUGAUUUUAGUUUGGUGUGUUGACUUGGGUGAUUAUUGCAGACAAAGCAAUUUUAAUUCAAAGAUAUCGAAAGUACCGUGGCUUAGUGAUAUGCAUGAAGAGUGAGACAUGGCGGUGCAGAAGAGACCAUUUGAUUUCUUAUCGAUGUAGAUAGCAUACUCGGCAAAAAAAAUAUCCCCAUCAUGUACAUAGCGGUGGAAAAAAAAUUGCUUAUUAUCACUUUAAAUACGUUAGUGUCAGUAUCUGACCAACUGUGCACCUACGCCUCUCUUAACUCGACAACGGUCAACUUAUAAUACAUCAUGAUUAGUCUUGGUUAGGGGAGGAGUAGUUAAACAGUUUCCCAGAUACUGACGUUGAUCCGAUGAGCAUCAUAUCUGAGCAAUUGCGCUCCUACCCCUCCCUUAACUCAACAACGGUCAACUCGCAAUACGUUAGGGUUAGCCUUGGCUAGGGGAGGGGUUGGUAAACAAUUGCUCAGGUACUAACGUUGAUCCGAUGAGUUUAUCACGUGUAAAGUUAGGUCGUGUGAUCAGACAAUAAAAAUUACAGAAUGAG